CCAGAGAUGUAUAAAAGGUUAUAUGUAGCCAAUACUCUUUACACCUGUACUUGCUCAAGAUGAACAACUGGGGAACUGAUGUUUUGUUUAAAUCUGGUAUUGUAAUAGUUGUCCUUAUGUUAUGCCAAGCUAAUAAUAGUCUCCAGUGUUCAUGUCCUGCCGAGUCCUGUAUGGCUAUUGCGGCAUCAAAAGCACGAUGUCAGUGUUGCGUUUUCGUAAUGCUUGGUAAACGCUCAGGUCCGGAGUUGUCCGAUAAAUAUUCUUUACAUUCAACGAGUGCAGCUGGUUCGAUUCCAGAAAAAAGGACGGAUUUCAGAUCUAAGGAUAAUUACAUCGUAAACAGUAUAAGGACAUUAAGACAACUCUCAAACUUUUUUCCGAUAAAACGUUCUAGUGAUUUAUUACAAAUACUAGCCAAUCAAGGUCAAACGCAACAAGACAUUUCCUAUUUGUAUGAUUUGAUGGAUUCAAAUGAAGAUGUAUGGUUAUAG
This is a messenger RNA of Mytilus trossulus (common blue mussel), 491 nucleotides long. RefSeq lists its product as uncharacterized. The record is from RefSeq and is a predicted model, not a curated record. Lineage: Eukaryota; Metazoa; Mollusca; Bivalvia; Mytilida; Mytilidae. The transcript has 2 exons. Bases 60 to 491 code for a protein of 143 amino acids.